Filobasidium floriforme is the source of this 3446-nucleotide messenger RNA. Its product is annotated as kinase-like domain-containing protein. Gene Ontology annotation, biological process: meiotic spindle assembly checkpoint signaling; protein localization to kinetochore; peptidyl-serine phosphorylation. NCBI's taxonomy places the organism in Eukaryota, Fungi, Basidiomycota, Tremellomycetes, Filobasidiales, Filobasidiaceae. Gene Ontology annotation, cellular component: spindle; kinetochore; nucleus. The coding region runs from base 278 to 3274 and encodes 998 amino acids. Gene Ontology annotation, molecular function: ATP binding; protein serine/threonine kinase activity; protein serine/threonine/tyrosine kinase activity. The transcript has 9 exons. The record is from RefSeq and is a predicted model, not a curated record.
CCUGAUCGUGACAUGAUCCUGCCUCGAGCGUUAUUUCUCUAGCACGCAUCUGCCAACAAUCGUGUAUGCAGGCCAAUUGACGUUUCUUGGCCAGCUCGAGAGCAGAGAAACCGCCGCGAUACCCGGUUCCGCAAACGCCUAGAGCAUCAAUCAACAUCAUCCGAAUCUGUCAACAAAUCUCCGAAAAUCCAGAAUUUCAGAAAGCAAUCUUCGAUCUCGACAUCGAACGACGUCACGAACAGAGCACACGGAGAUCAAGUCAAGAGCCUUAGCAAUCAUGGAACUCGAUGCUCGAUUCGCAACCCCUCGACGAAAGAAGGUUGGCGGGAACAUGAGCGCCGUCAACGCAUUCCUGAUGGAAUGUGCAGCGUCACCCGACUCGCCGUUCCCUUCCACGACACUAUCCGCCGCUUCCCGACAGAUGGCUCCUCUUCCGAGAAGUCGGAGAGCGAGUGAUGGAGAGGUCGUCGAUGAGGAGAUGGACGUCUUGCAUACUCCUCCUGCUCUGGCACGCAAGGGCGAUCUCCUCAAAGAAGAAGCUAGGACCCAUGGACCCACCCCUCCCUCGAACGGUAGUCUCUACAGCAAUGCUUCACACGGAUCGUACAACUCGAUCUCUUCCAAGUCAUCCAACCUGUUGACAGACUCGUCGACACUAGCUUCUGGAGGCAGCACCGCCCGGACCCCAGAUACGGGAGGGCAGGGUACAGAAGGUGGACAUGAUCUCGGACGCAAACUGUACGGAUCUGGGCUGGGUAGGGGAGGCUCGUCGAGAGCAUUCAACCGGACGGCAUCGGCGCCAGUGGGCAAGACUGUCUCUCAUAUGAAGGAUUACGAGGGAAAGAUGCUGGUCAAGGAAGACGUAGUGGAAAUAGUCGGGAAACAGAGCCCGUCGAUCGAGUUGAGCAGUCGAGACGAGAGUGGAAAUGUCUCAAAUACAGUAACCCUCUCAGCAGCCGCAACGCGCCCGACCCUGCAUCACACCUCUUCAGCCUCGUCCUUCACCUCGAACAGCACAACCGACAAGGACAAGGCAGAUGCGUACAAGACUCCGAACCUCACCUCGCGUUAUCGCACGGCGGGAUCGACAGAUCGGCAAAAACUGCUCAGUCGUUCGACGCUGAAAGACUUUGGCGGACCCAUCAAACGGCCGAAAGCCGUCUUGUCGUCAGAAGAAGGGGAUGCAGAGCACCAGGACGUACCGAGUCUGCCGAGCCUUAGCGAGGGGAGAGACUCCAAGCGUCCAGAGACCUUGUUGCCUGGCUUACGGUCAACCACACCUCAUGGAGACCCGCCAAGCCUUGCGUCAGUAUCAAUGCCUUCCCUCAGACCUUCUCCGCCCCGUUCAACGACACCCCUCGGCCCGAUCUCGUCAUUCGCUCCGGCUGAGAGCAGCUCGUCUGCCCGUCACCGGAUGAGUCCUCCGAGAAGGAUGCUCGAUAGUAUUCCAGAUACUAUCCCCGAGGCCGUCGAGGCUCCUCCACUGCAGCGAGAAUCAUAUCUCGAUGGACAUCAGUCGGAUGCUAGAACGUCCCACAUUCGGUCUGCAUCGGUUUCCCCAGAGGUCGAUGGCGGCCUUCGAGCAGCCAGCUCGAUUGUUGCUCGUCACCGACAUUCUCCAAGCGUACCGGUUGGAACGAGCUAUGGCGAUCACGAGAAGGAGAAUCGCCUGCCCCCUGGUCAGACGGCUGGAAAGGCUCUCAACGGGUCGGCACCGCUGCAGACUCCCGUCGCUCAGCAUCUCUUGCGAGAGGUAGAUGGACGACGUAGCCGAACUCCUGAGCACGACCAGCGGCAUUUCGCAAGGGAGACAUCCAUGCACAACGUUGAUACCUCACGAUCAUCGACGUUACGGGCCGAACAGAUGGAGAUGCCCAUGGCUAGCGGGACAUCCAUCACCCCAAGACCAACGAAUAACUAUAUACAACCUCAACCUGAAACGCAAGAGAUGCAGUUGAACCAUCCUGAUCCCUAUGGAGCGGCUCAUUCGGUCGUACCGAUGUAUAUGACCCCGGCUCAGACUGGUUCGAUCCGACAACCGCAAGCGACAGAAUAUGGCGCUCUGCAAGCAAAUCGCACGGCACCGGCUGUUCCGCCUCAGAACUACUAUACUGAAAUGGCAGCGGCUACGCCGGCGUCGACGUUACCACCUGGCAGGAAAGGGUUAAUUUUCAAUGGCAAAGAAUACGAGCGAAUCAGUCUUCUCGGAAAAGGAGGGUCUUCAAAGGUGUAUUCGGUCCUCGAGCCCGGAAAUCGAAAGAUCUUCGCCUUGAAGCGGGUGCAGCUGGAUCGGUCUGACCCAGAGACGAUCACGAAUUACCUCAACGAGAUCGAUCUCCUCAAACGACUUAGCGGUCAUGAUCGGAUCAUUCAGCUGAUAGACCAUAGCAUCAGCUAUACUCCAAGCGGGAGGCCAAAGAUCUUGCAGAUGAUGAUGGAGCUCGGCGAGACAGAUUUCGCAGCUCUAUUAGAGAACCAGCGGGAGAAACCGCUCAACAUGAAUUUCGUUGCGCUUUAUUGGCAACAAAUGCUGGAAGCCGUACAAGCCGUACACGACCAAAAUGUCGUACACACGGAUCUUAAACCGGCAAACUUCGUCUUGGUCAAAGGAAAACUGAAAAUCAUCGACUUCGGUAUUGCUAAAGCCAUUGCAAACGAUACCGUCAAUAUCCAUCGAGAUACGCAGAUCGGCACGGUCAACUACAUGUCGCCUGAAGCCAUCUUAAAGAUGAGCAAUGCCAAAGUGCACAAGCUGUCGUUCUCGAGCGACGUGUGGUCCCUCGGCUGUAUCCUGUACCAAAUGAUCUACGGAAGCCCCCCUUUCCAGGGCGUCACUGGCGGACCCUUAGUCAAAAUGCAGGUGAUCGGCUCAGGAACUUUCGAUAUCCCUUACCCAGCAUCCGUCACGGCCGCGCGGAAACACAGCGAAGAACCGGCUUCUCCAGGAGCAGCUCCCGUCGUCAUCCCUAGCGAGGCUAUCGAUACAAUCCAGAGUUGCUUGGCGCAUCGGAGAGAAGACCGUUUAGCCAUACCUGCUUUGCUUGAACACGUUUUCCUCAAACCACAGCCAGGCGGAUCUACAUCAUCACCCGUCCGGCUGCCACCAGACUGGAGUGCGAUCUCAAAGCAGAAUAUGACUCAGCUGGUCAAGUAUGUCAUCUCUUCUGCUGGACAGCGUCAAUGUCAGGAGUUGGGCGAGGAAGGUCUGGCAAACUUCCUGUUCCAAGAUCUUCGGCGCAAUAUCAACCUGGAGGCUCUUGGACUUCGCAAAUAGUCCAACGCGAUACCUUUCUUCCUGCUUUCGGCCUCCAUCUCAUCUACAUUGAUUUCGCUCUCAACACUGCUAUGCAAUCCUUCUGGCUCUGUACCAUCGGUACUCACUGUAAAUCUCGCCUCAUUGAGAUAAAUCGCUCAUAUAUAAUGUUACCGCUUGUAUUACAAAAAGA